Molecule: messenger RNA, 807 nt
Organism: Meriones unguiculatus (Mongolian gerbil)
Lineage: Eukaryota; Metazoa; Chordata; Mammalia; Rodentia; Muridae
Gene: C11H17orf107
Product: chromosome 11 C17orf107 homolog
Exons: 4
Coding region: 127-744 (205 amino acids)
Source: RefSeq, a predicted model, not a curated record
GUACCUGGGACACGCGCGGGCGUCACAGCGCCCGCAGACGGGGCACCGCCGCCCUCCGCCUCACAAACGCCUCCGCCGGCCGCUGGGUGGCCCCUCGCCGCCUUCCCGGCCGCCAUCGGCGCGGCCAUGAAGGGGACUCCCAGCAACCUGGACACCCUGCUGUGGGUCUACCACUUCCACAGCUCCACGGAGGUGGCCCUCCAGCCCCCGCUCCUGGCGUCCCUGGAACUCGCGGUGGCCGCGGCCCACGAGUAUCUGGAGCAGAGGUUCAAUGAGCUGAAGGCCCAGGAGCCCCCGGACCCCGACGCCGCCCAGAAGGCCACCCUGGGGCUGGUGCUGAGGGAGGCUGCGGCCAGCGUCGUGAGCCUCGGGGCCACCCUGCUGGAGGUCUCCGCCCUGUGGCUGCAGCAGGAGGUGCAGCGGCCGGACGGCAGCGACGCCCCGGGCGCCGGGGACCCCGGCAGGGCCCUGGCCCGCCUGGCCCUGGCCGCGCGGCAGGGGAUCCUGCGAGCGGGAGCCGCCGCCGGCGCCGGCGCCCGGUACCUGGCCCAGGGGGUGUGGCUGUGCCUGUGUGGACGCGGCCUGCAGGCGUCCACCUCGUCCCUGCAGGAAGCCCUGCGCCAGCUGGGCCUGGGGGUCCCCGGGGAGCCGAGACGCUCCGGAGACCUCCAGGUGUGCAGCAGCAGCGAGGACGGGGCGCCAGGCAACCCCCCGGCGGCCCGGCCUCACCCCGGCCCCAAAUAAAAGCCCUCCCCGGCAGCGCGCCCUCGCGCCCUCCUCGCCGGCCCCGCGCGCUACCUGCCCAGC